CCCCAUUUAAAUUGCUUAAAUCCGUUUGGUCUUCGUCAUCUCUAUAUAAGGAUUUUGUUCAAUCUCUGGCUUUAUAUUUUUGUUGCUGAGGAUUUUGAUUGGGUGUUACCUUGCGCCCCUUUCUUUAUCGCUUCUGAUUAAUCAUUCGGUUUUAUCACCAAACUUGACUUUAUUAGGGAUUGCGGACGUCUAAUCAAAUUAAUUGGGGGAAAAUAUCUAGGUUUUCCUCAUUGUUUUCCAUUUAGAUUUGGGAAUAUUUCCGUCACUAAAUUACUCCGAAAUUUUUUAAAAAAUGGUUAAUCCGGAGAAUCAUCAAUCGGGAAAUGAUCGGAAGAUCGAUGAGGGGGAAGACCGAAUCGAACAAUCUAACGGCGCCGACUAUCCGGAGGAUUCAACGUCGGCGGCGCACUCUUCGUCUAACGUAUUGAGGACUUCAUCCAUCCAAAAUUCUUCAAAUUCCAGAGGCGGCUCGUCGGAUUUCGAGGCUCGUCGGGAGCAUGAGAAUAUGCUGCAGGAACAGAGCGAUCGACUGGAUAAUCUAGUGCUGUGGCUACGUGCGCUGGAUGUGCAGGUAAUCGGUGCUUGUCGCGCGGAUGAGAGACUGAAGCCGUUGCUCAAGAUCAAUGCCUUUACCGGAGCUGCUGAGGAUCGGUUACUAUCUCAUCUUAGCCAGCACUUUGAUCCAUCAGAGGUGGGUAUGCUGGCCAGGUGCCUGUGUGUUCCCCUAGUUUCUAUUCGGGUUGGAAGAAUUAAUAAGCUGGGAAGCCUUCUCUGUCCUACUGCUACAAGGGGAAAUCUGAAUCUGACACUUCUGCCGACUUCUGACCUGCGAAUAUCUUUUAUCGGGGAUGAUGGUUCUACAGAAAGACUUGCAACCUUGACCUCUGAUGCUCAGUGUUCUGCUGUUGUGAUCGAGGAGAUCUUAGCUGACAAGUCAGGACGAUCUUUUCUGAUGAAGAUUCCUGAUAAUGGGGAUGUUUACUUUUGGUGCUCAGAAAAGUCUAAGAUUCUGGGGAUUGAAUUGCUCAGAAAGAUGGAAGAUUUACUCAAAAGAAAACCAUCUAUUGCUGAGUUAACUGGAAUUAGCGAGUUCCGCCUUGAAAGUUUUGGGAUUCAUCUUCGAGCUUAUCUUGUUGGAUCUACAAUGGCAAAUGCCCAUUCAAAAUCUGUUUUUGCUCUGACCUCACAUCUAGAAACCUCGAUUGAAUCUUCUGAACUUGGUCUCAAUUUUCAAUCAUCCAUAGGUUCAAAGCCUUCUAGGUUGAGGCAGAGUGGUAGUGGUGGCCAGGGAGCAAAACCAAGUCCGCUCUAUCAGGGUAGUCUUAGUCCCAGGCCUAGUUCUUUCAAAGAAGCUGUUGCAAGAAAUAUGUCUUCCUUGAGAAGCGCAUCCAGAGAAAGGUUCCGACGCCGUGGAGAUAGCUACUUAUCAUGCAUCGACAGUCUUAUGGUUCCAUCACCGAGUGGUACAAAUGCAUCUGGUUCAAACUCUCCUGAUGAUAAAUUCCCAGAAGUGAAUGGAACCCAUCUGAGUUCAUCGUCCAGUCUUCUUCAGUCUUUAGAGAAGUCUAAUAUUGGGAAUCCUACUAGUCCAUCCCUUUUUUCUCCGUAUUACUGUUGGUGUCCGCCUAUGGGAUCAACCCUGCAAUACACACCUGGAAAUGCUGCGCCCCUUUCAACCUCAUCAUCUCAUUCACUGUCACUCCCAACAUCUUUGUUGUCAGUAUCAAAGUCGCCUAGCCUUUUGACAUCCAAAAUGCCUCUUAAUUUGAACGACCUUCCUCCAUUGGAUUUUCCGCCACUUCUUCCUGAUCCACUUGUUAUGUUGCCCUUAUCAAUUCCUUCAUCCCAGCAGAUCCCCACUUUUACCCCUCUUAUGUGUGACCCGAUUGUCCACAUUCCUGUGAUUGAUGUUUGCUCUUCUGGGCAAGGUUAUCUAGUCAGUGCAGGCCCUGCUAUGUCAACUGCGCUUCCUCCAAAUCUUUCUAAUCCUCUGAUGUCUGAAACAGAUUCAGUGGUUGAAAAGAGUGCAAGGGAGACUCUCCGGAUGCUUAUCAACAGCUCGAAUCAGCCGAAUGGUCCCUUACUGGGGGUAUUACCUUCCGUAUUGUCCAACGGUAAUGACAUGCAAAACAUUCUUGCAGUUGGAAGCAGAGGACUCUACAGUGGAACAAGGGAUGUGGAUGCAAUUGCCAACAGCAUGUCAGCCAUGAGUUUGGUUUCAACAUCUGAUGGAUUCAUCCUGGAAAGACGGAUGGGUGGAGAUCGCUUGUUUGAGGAAAUGGAGAACCCAGAUUGCUCGUCCGGGUCUUCUUGUGAUGAUGGUAUUCCCAAGUCUGAAUAGACAAUUUGAUUAGUUUGGAAUAGAGGUGCUGUUUAGCUCCAUUUCAUUUUGUGUAGAAUCAGUUUUGUCAUGCAAAUUGUAGAUAUAUGUUACUGUAAGUAGUAGUUCUUAGUCUGGUUGCAGCCAGCUUGAUUCUGUAACUCAACAAUGUAUAUCAAUGAGUUCUGAAAUUCGAUUGUAAAUUUGACUACUGUUCUUUAUAGUUUAUACCGUAUCACAUCACACUAAGUUCGUAUCUACGGGUCUGGUUAGAUAAGCAGUGGGGUCAAGAAUAUGCG
Molecule: messenger RNA, 2619 nt
Organism: Oldenlandia corymbosa var. corymbosa
Lineage: Eukaryota; Viridiplantae; Streptophyta; Magnoliopsida; Gentianales; Rubiaceae
Source: the annotation of a GenBank genome assembly